AUGAGCAGUACUACCUGGCGCAGUGUCUUUUCGUACAACAAGUACACCCAGAUCGCCGCUCGGGCUCUCCGCCAGUCGCUGAAGGAGGAGGAGCGUGUCGCUGCGGAGAAGAGGGGGCUCACAAUUUUGCGGUACCAGCAAUGGGAGAACGGCCAGGGUGGCAAGCAGGUGUUCUUGCACGAACCAGAGGAAACCACACCGCCUAAGAGUGCAGCAGUAUAA
Molecule: messenger RNA, 222 nt
Organism: Sparassis crispa
Lineage: Eukaryota; Fungi; Basidiomycota; Agaricomycetes; Polyporales; Sparassidaceae
Exons: 3
Coding region: 1-222 (73 amino acids)
Biological process (GO): proton motive force-driven mitochondrial ATP synthesis
Cellular component (GO): mitochondrial inner membrane
Molecular function (GO): proton-transporting ATP synthase activity, rotational mechanism
Source: RefSeq, a predicted model, not a curated record